CAUAUCAUUCGACUCUAUUAGAAGUGUAUAGUUCAUGGUUAAAUAAAAAGUUUUGUGAUAGAAUUUUAUAAACAUUCUGUAUUUAAAUAGGAUUUAAUAAUUGUGCUACAUAUAGAUUGUUUGUAUAAUCAUUAAUAAAAGAGUAUCGUUUACUUGAAGAAAUUACUAGAAUAAUUAAGGAUUUGUUCAACAAGACGAAAAAUGGCAUUAAUUAGAAGAGCAACUCAUGCUGGUAGUUGGUACGCAGGCUCUGGUUCCGAGUUAAAUAAGCAAUUAGAAGGUUGGUUGGGUGCAGCAGACUUAUCACAUGGACCUGCUAGGGCAAUUAUUGCCCCACAUGCAGGUUACAACUAUUGUGGAGCAUGUGCUGGUUUUGCAUAUCGCCAGAUUAGUCCUGUUGUUGUUCGUAGGAUAUUUAUUCUGGGUCCAUCACAUCAUGUGAGAUUAACAGGCUGUGCUCUUUCUUCUGCUUCGAUUUAUCAAACACCAUUGUAUGAUCUACAUAUUGAUCAACAAGUAUGCAGAGAACUUGAGGAAACUAGACAUUUUGAAUGGAUGGAUUUAAAUACGGAUGAGGAGGAACACAGCAUUGAAAUGCAAUUACCGUUCAUAGCAAAAGUCAUGGAAGGGUUUAAAGAUUCUUUCACUAUAAUUCCUAUACUCGUCGGAUCAUUAAGUCCAGAAAGAGAGGCACUUUAUGGAAGAUUAUUAGCGCCAUACAUGGCUGACCCACAAACGUUAUUUGUUAUUUCUUCGGAUUUCUGUCACUGGGGACAGCGUUUCCGUUAUACAUACUACAAUAGAUCAUGUGGUCCUAUUCAUAGAUCUAUUCAAAAUCUCGAUAAAAUGGGUAUGGAUAUUAUAGAAAAUUUAAAUCCUACAGUAUUUACCGAUUACCUUAAAAAAUACGGUAACACUAUAUGUGGUCGUCAUCCUAUCAGCGUUUUAUUGCAGGCGAUUCACAGUUUAAAAGGGAAUACCAAUGGCCAAAGAAUGAACCUGAAGUUUUUAAAGUAUACUCAAAGCAAUCAAUGCAAUAACAUGAAUGACAGUUCUGUUAGUUAUGCCAGUGCUUCCUUAGUUCUCGAGUGAUAAGAUUUACACCUUCAAGAUUAUUAUUACCAGUCAAGAAAUUUACACGGGAAAAGAAAGUACUAAAAAAAACGACAGUAAUAAUCUAUCGAGCAUCAAAUGCAUUAAUCGACAGUUUUUUUUAAGCAUUUCCUUUUUUCUUUUAUACGCAUGGAAAAUGAUAAAAAUGAAAUCGAGUAAAAAUUUCUCGUAUUAAAUUUCCUUAGCUUUUAAUGAAAGGAUACAUUCGUUUUUGCAAUAAAUGUCAUGAAUAGAAAUAUAUUAUUACAAAGUGUUUUAUGUGAACGCAUUUCGGUGUAUUACUUACAAGGAAUAAUCAGUACUUCCAGAUUAUAAUUAUGGAAGGAGCUUAAGUAUUUCUUUGCUUUGAUUAUUACUACCUAUAUAAUUGUGCAAAUAAGAGUAAUAUAAAGUGUGUCAUGAAAGUACAAAAGAAGUACAGAGUUCAAUCUAUCGAUGAAGGAGAGAUCACUAACAAAUUAAUACUUAAUGGUGUUAAUAUAUUUCUUUUGACAAUUUUAACGAGAAAAAUAUAUAUUAUAAAUUCGAACUGUUAAAACUAUUAGCUGGAAGAAUAAUUUAAAAGGUAGUAUUUUCUUUUCUAGAGCACCGUAACGUGUAUUUAUAGAUUAUAGUCUGAACGUAACGUAGGUCUAUACAAUAGUGUUUAUUACACGAAUUCCUUGUGUUGUGAAAACGUACUACUAGCGUGAAAUUAUUUAUUUUAUAAAAUCUGAGAAAAAAUGUUGGUUUAGCAACAUUUGCAAUAUAUUUAUGUUUCAUGGAUUAACGAAUAUUAAAGAGGAAAAUAAAUAAAAGAUGUCCUUUAUUUUUAUAUAUAUUCUUGUGUUUUUAUAUGCAUUAUGUGUCUCAGGGAUAUAGUUAAAAAACUAAAGAGCUAAGUUUGAAAUAUAUCUCUUCUACAUCUUUAGCUUGAACAGUCUGCAUUGAUUAUCAAACAGAACAGUUAUUACGAAUAUGCAGAUUGCAACUUAAGUAUGUUCUCUUUGAAACAAAGCAAUGAAAUGAUCUCAAAUCCUUCCUGCCCUACAAUUUCUUGUUGUUUUUCGUUAGAAUAGGAUGUUAACACGUUCGCUGCUAUAAACGUCAUAUUCAUGAUGCCACGAUUGAUUUUAUAACCUUACGAUAGGAGCGAACGUGUUAAAGAAAAGAAUAAUAUAAAUGUACUGCCACAAAAUGUUAUGCUAUGAGCGUAAAGAAGGAUCAGAGUGUAAGAUAUUUUAAGAUAUAUCACUUAUAUCUUUAUUUCUUAUGAGUUAUCGAUGUUUAUGUUACCGCAUAAAAUUCUAAUAGCAAAUCUUGUACGUUUUUCUAUUAAACUUGUUUUAUAAUAAACUAAUCAUUCUUUUUAA
Molecule: messenger RNA, 2465 nt
Organism: Nomia melanderi (Alkali bee)
Lineage: Eukaryota; Metazoa; Arthropoda; Insecta; Hymenoptera; Halictidae
Product: protein MEMO1
Source: RefSeq, a predicted model, not a curated record